GGUCAAUGGUGGUGACUUUGCAUUUUAAUAAUUAUGGUGUUAGUUUUAUAAAAGUUGAUUAAUAUAAAUAAGUUGAGCACAUCUAUUUGUUUUAAUUAUUCCGACGUGGUGGAGGCGCCGGGCAACAAUCCCGAAAGAAAAUUAACUGUCGGAUUAUAAAACAAAGAAAGAGGUAAAAGGAGGAAAGGAAAUAUGGAUGAAGGAAAUACGGUGUCAAAUAUGGAGGAAAUUAAUGAAUUACGGGCUCAGAUAGCUGAACUAAAGAAGAGUCUUCAUCAGACUCCAAGAGUCCAAAAUCCAGCAUGUAUUUUACAAAAAGACACCUCUUAUGACGUUUGGAGGAAAUUGGUGGAAAAUGACUUCAGGACUUUCGGGUACCUGUACCUCAUUGAUAGAAAUGAAAUGAAACCUACACUUACAGCAGAAGAAGAGAAAACUAGAAGUGGUUUUGCUAUGGGUUAUCUAAUUAGCAGAUUGGAUGACGAAUAUAAGCGUUUGGUUUGUGACUUAAAUGAACCUAUUCAAGUAUUAGAAAAACUGGACACUGUACGUCGCCCUAAAAUUCCAUCGACAAAAUUUUUAUUGAAAAGAUCAUGGUCGAAUAUAACUUACCUAAAGGGAAAAGAGUCAGCAACAGAGUUUAUAACUCGUUUUGAGGAAGCUACUCGAAAUCUGAUGAGGGUGGCAGAGGAUGAUCUAAAGGAAGACAGUAUUGUUGAGAAUUUCCUUAUGGCUAUAUAUAAUAGUGUUCCGGAAGUGGUAAGACGAUACGAUGCUGCAGGUGGAAAAAUUUCAUUGAAUGAAUUGAAAUCUCUAAUGAUAAACGCAGAGGCAAGUGAGACAGAAGCAAAAGCGCGGUGCUCUGAAUCAGAGUCCACAAUGGCGCUUAAUUCUGUAGUUGAAAAUGAUCCAAAAGGAGAGAAACAAACAAGAUCUGAAGUGGUUCAAAAGGUUUGUUAUAGGUGUGGAAAACCAAACCAUAUGAGCUUCGAAUGCAAAAGCAAAGCCAUAAUCUGCUACAAUUGUAAAGAACUGACUACUAAUCAUAAUGGAAGAACAUGUAAGAAGAGAAAAGUUUUAGGUAAGAACCGUGUAGGAUAUGAAUAUAAGGUGACACAGAGAGGAAGAAGAUUUUAUAAGAAUGUGGGAAAAAGAGGUCGUGGAGGUGUACAAUUACAAGGAAACCGUAACAUAAAGAAGUUCAAAAAGAUCAAACUCGCUGGUGGUGAUGAUGAAAAACCAAAAUAUGCAUACAUUGCAAUGGAUGAGAGUGAAAUGGUUGAGGACGAAGGUGAAGCGAAUGCUGUGGAAGUAGAAGGAGAACUGUUUGAAUAAUAAAUUGAAGCAGAAAAAUUACAGUUGUUAAAAUAUGAAGGGAGUUAUGAGAUUUUGAUUUAAGUUGUUUUUGUAUUAUUAUUAUGUUUAAUUUAAUAAUAAGUUAAGCUUAUACAAUUUUUAAGUUGAUUUAAUUUGAAGUUUAAAAGGAGAUUAUUUCUGUUUUACAAUGUUUAAAACUGAAGGGAGUAAGAUGUUUAGUUGUUAAGUUGUGUUCGUAUUGCAAGUUGUAAAAUUAAAUAAGUUGUUCUUAAGUUUUUUUAAUAAAGAUAAGUUGUUCUUAAAAGAAAUUAUUUAUUAUGUGUGAUUGUUUUGAUAAAGGGUAACAGGUUUUUGUUUUGUUUUUGUUUUGUCUGUUCUUUCAGUAUAGAUUCAAUGUUGGAGGACUCUGCGAUUGGAUAUUGUCAAGUCUGAUCAUUUCAAACUUGCCAAGAAGGGAGCGACGGAAUAUUUACAUAUCUGACGGCUGGAUGCAGUGUAGAAUAGAAGUCCGAACGGAGCUGGAAAGCUGGCAACGUUUAUCAUGACUGAUGAAAGAAGGAAGGAAGAUGAAAUGAGAACAAUAUGGUGGUCAAUGGUGGUGACUUUGCAUUUUAAUAAUUAUGGUGUUAGUUUUAUAAAAGUUGAUUAAUAUAAAUAAGUUGAGCACA
Molecule: messenger RNA, 1985 nt
Organism: Diabrotica virgifera virgifera (western corn rootworm)
Lineage: Eukaryota; Metazoa; Arthropoda; Insecta; Coleoptera; Chrysomelidae
Exons: 3
Coding region: 193-1335 (380 amino acids)
Molecular function (GO): zinc ion binding; nucleic acid binding
Source: RefSeq, a predicted model, not a curated record